AUGAGGUAAUUAGAAAUAAGUAAACAAGAAGAAGAAAAAAAGAAAAAAAAAGAUGAAAAAAAAAGACUAAAAGAAUAAGCGAAAUUAGAAGGAACUUAUGUUUCUAAGAAAAAGCUUAAAUAUGCAGAGUAGGAAAGAAUUAGAAUAGAAUAAUUCAAAAAAGAAUAAGGAAUUUAAAUCGAGAAAAUAAAAGAGUAAUUAAAGGAAGGAGGAGAUGUUAAAAAUACACAAAAAAAGAAACUUUAAAGGGAUAUUUUCGGAAAUCUUAUCAGGGAAGAAGAUAAGAAUGAAAAUGAAAAUAAUAAUAAUAUUUAAAAUGUUAAAUAAAUUCAAGAAUUUGAAGUUGAUAAUUGGGAAAUGUUGGUUGAUGAUGAUAUGGUGAAAGAAUUAGAAAAUCAAAAUAAUUAAUAAAAUAAUGAUAAAGAAAAACAAGACGAAUAUGAAGAAAAUAAUAAAAAUGUUAAAAUUUCCAAAAAGGAAAUCGAAGAAGCUAAAUAGGCUGAAAAAAAAGCCAAAUAUGCAGCUCAAAGAGAGGCUAUUAUAAAUGCUUAAUUAGGAAAGAAAAAAGGUAAGGAAAAAGUGCCUAUUUAGCGUUCGCCAAUUGUUUGUAUUUUAGGGCAUGUAGAUACAGGAAAAACUACACUUUUAGAUAAACUUAGAAAUACUAAUGUUUAAGCUGGUGAAGCUGGCGGUAUUACAUAAUAAAUUGGCGCUACAUUUUUCCCUGGCGAAAAUGUAAAAAGAGAAUGCAAAAAAACCGAAGCAUUUUAUCCUGUGGAACUCAAAGCACCAGGUUUACUUGUAAUAGAUACUCCUGGGCAUGAGAGUUUCUCUAAUCUAAGAAAUAGAGGUUCUUCUCUAUGCGAUUUUGCUAUUUUGGUUAUUGAUCUUAUGCAUGGUUUGGAACCAUAAACUAUAGAAUCUUUAAAUCUUUUGAGAAUGAGAAAAACUCCGUUUGUUAUUGCUUUAAAUAAAAUCGAUAGAUGUUAUAAUUGGGCUAAAGAAGAAUUCGAAUCUUCUUAUGUUUCUCUUGAAAAUCAACCUAAAGAAACUAAAGCUGAUUUCUAAAAUCGUUAUUAAUAAAUUAUUACAUAAUUAGCAGAAAAUUCAAUAAAUGCAAUGCUUUAUUGGGAAAAUCCAGAUCCUAAAACUUAUUUUCCAAUAGUUCCUACAUCAGGUGUAACAGGAGAAGGUAUUCCUGAUUUAUUAUCAGUAAUAAUAAAAUAUACAAGUUAAUAUAUGAAGUCUAAAAUGGUGGUAAAAGAAGAAGAAUUUAAUUGCACAGUCAUGGAAGUUAAAAAAAUAGACGGUCUAGGUUAUACUAUAGAUGCUAUUUUAAUAGAUGGUACUAUAAGAUAAGAUGAUAAAAUAGUAUUAUUAGGUUUCACUGGUCCUAUAAAAACUAAAAUAAGAGCACUUUUGACGCCACAUCCAAUGAAAGAAAUGCGUGUAAAAGGUGAAUAUUAACACCAUGAAGUAAUACAUGCGGCUAUGGGCAUUAAAAUAAGUGCACCUGAUCUCGAAAACGCAGUCGCGGGUUCUUAAUUAUAUUUAGCAAAUACGCAUGAAGAUGAAGAAGAUGCCAUGGACUUAGUCAUGAAUGAUCUCCAUUAGGUUAAAAAUAAAGUUAAAUUAUCUGAAUAAGGGGUUGGCGUAGCUGCUUCUACUCUUGGGUCUUUGGAAGCACUUUUAAAUUUCUUAGACAAUUCGAAAAUUCCCGUUUCUUAUGUUUCAGUAGGGCCUGUAAGCAAAGACGAUAUAAUGAAAGCUUUGAAAUCGGUUUUGGCAGAAGAACCAGCAAGAAGAAAAAAAGAAUAUGCUUGUAUGUUAGUAUUUGAUGUUAAAGUGUUGCCAGAUGCGUAAAAAUAUGCUGAAGAUAAUGGAGUUAAGGUGUUUACGGCGAAUAUUAUUUAUCAUUUGUUCGAUUAUUAUACUAAAUAUUAAAAAGAAUGUAUAGAAGAAAGAAAAUAAGAAAUUGGAAAAUUAGCUGUUUUCCCUUGUUAACUUAAAAUUGUUGCUUUCUUCAAUAAAUAAGCUCCUAUUAUUAUGGGUGUAGACGUUGAAAGAGGCGUACUUAAACCUGGUACUCCUAUUUGUGUUUAUGAUGAUAAAAAACUUAAGUUAGGAACUGUCGAAACUAUAGAAAGUAAUAAAAAAACAGUAAAAGAAGCUAGAAAAGAAACUGGAAGUGUGGCUAUUAGAAUCAAAGGACCUGAUAAUAUUAUGGCUGGUAGGCAUUUUGAAUAAAAGAAUGAACUUGUUUCUAUUGUCACAAGAGAUUCUAUUGAUGCUUUGAAAGAACAUUAUAGAGAUGAUGUAAGUAAAGAUGAAUGGCUGUUUAUUAAAGAUAAAUUAAAAAAAUUCUUUGGAAUUCUUUGAAAAUAUAAAAUAUUUUUAUUAUUUUUUUAUUUAAUAACUAUGUUAUAAAUAAUUAUUAAAUUAAUCAAAUUUUUAUUUUAUAUUUAAAAUAUAGAAGAAUAAUAUAAAAAUAUAAUAUAUAUAUAUAUAUAUAUAUAUAUAUAUAUAUAUA
Ichthyophthirius multifiliis is the source of this 2530-nucleotide messenger RNA. RefSeq lists its product as hypothetical. NCBI's taxonomy places the organism in Eukaryota, Ciliophora, Oligohymenophorea, Hymenostomatida. The transcript is spliced from 5 exons. Gene Ontology annotation, molecular function: translation initiation factor activity; GTP binding; GTPase activity. The record is from RefSeq and is a predicted model, not a curated record.